Messenger RNA from Parnassius mnemosyne (clouded apollo), 2220 nucleotides. Lineage: Eukaryota; Metazoa; Arthropoda; Insecta; Lepidoptera; Papilionidae. The record is from the annotation of a GenBank genome assembly.
AUGCAAACAUCAACUGUUCAACCAGUGUUUAAAUUAGAAUUAAACCACAAAGUAACACCAAGUGUUGUAACAAUAGCAAAAUACGAUGGUACACAUCCUUGUUUGACUGCGUCAGCUGGAUAUGAUAAAAUUAUAAUUCAUCACCCAUAUGGAGAGAUAGCGAGCGGCCGGGCCCAGCGUUCUCAUGCGCAUGGAGAAGUAUCGGAACUGAAUGUAAGCCAAGCAGUAAUAGCACUAGCAGCCGGCCCCCUGAAACCUGACUCCCCGAGAGAUAUAUUACUGAUUGGAUCACCUUCUCAGAUACUCGCAUACGAUGUUCACGAUAACUCGGACCUCUUCUUCAAAGAAGCACCGGACGGCGUAAACAUACUGAUCACAGGCAUCUUUGGCAAAUACCAUGAGAUGCUCGCUAUUGUUGGCGGCAACAGUUCCGUACAGGGGCUCAAUUGGGAAGGAAAUGAGGUGUUCUGGAACGUUGUCAGUGGAAAAGUGUGUUCCAUGAUCACCUUUGAUUUUGACAAAGAUGGUGAAAAUGAGUUACUUAUUGGAUGUGAUGACUCUUAUAUAAGAGUAUUGAAGAAUAAUCAGUUCAUAAUAGAACUCGCCGAAACUGGACCUGUGACUUGUCUUUCCCCGAUCUCUGAAGUUAGAUUUGCGUACGGCUUAGCAAAUGGUACCAUUGGAAUAUAUGAAGAAGGCUUACGUCUGUGGAGGGUUAAGUCAAAGCAGAAUGCGAUCGCUUUGCAAUCGUCGGGCGAGUCGCUAGCGUGCGCGUGGGCAAACGGACGGUUGGACUGGCGAGACAGUAGCUCCGGCCGGGUGCUCCGUCGUGUGCAGAUGCGCGCCGGCGCCGCCGCCAUGAUGCUCGCAGACUACCGCUCCAUUGGAUCACCAGAUCUCAUAUGCGUGUCGGAUAGAGGCGAAGUUUUGGGAUAUCCCCCAUACCAUGAAAAUGUCGGUUUUAACGCGACAUCAAUGAAGCUUCCGUCCGAAGAGGACCGUUUAGCGAUCACCGAACUAUUGAACAAGAAACAGGCGCUUAUGGUUGAGCUGCAGCAUUACGAGGCAAACGCCGCUAAUGCGGGUCUAGAUCCAGACGAACGACCCGCCACGGGCAUGCCAACGAACACUCGAUUACAAGUUGCAGUCAGUCCCGACGAAGACAAGGGGUGUUUAAAUCUCGCAAUAUCGACCAAUAACGAAACUAUAGUGCGCGCUGCCCUAGUGUUAGCUGAAGGAAUAUUUGACACUGGAGAAACUCUAGCUCGACACCCACCGCUACACCUGCUGCGCUCAAUACUGCAUGCGCCUUUGAAGCCACCUCGAGAUGUUCCCGUCGAUGUGCACAUUAAGGCACUGGUCGGUUAUGUCGACAGUGAACAAUACCAUAUAUUCGAGCUGACGAAACAUCUACCCAGGUUUUCUAUGUACACUUUGGCGCCUUCCACUUUAGUAAAGAAUAAAACAGACAGUUAUGUUACAUUUCGCAUUAUGGAAAGGAUACAAAGAAUAUGUAUAUGGAUCAAUCAAAAUUUUCUAUUGGAGCAAGAGGUAGAAAUAGAAAAUGAAAACACAAAAGACCUUUUCAUUAGUUUCCUGUGUCUAAGAGACAGGUCCCAUUUGGACAUGAGUUUUGCAGCGGAUGGAAUUGUCAAGUUUACAACUUCUGAUAUUGGAUUAGCUGGUGAUCUGAUACAAAGUUUAGCGACUUACUUGAAUUUGUCCGAUUUACAGAGAGAUCAUGAUAAUCGAAUACAAGAUUCCCCAUCUCUGCUUGACGAUUCAAAAGCAACCUUACAAAUCUCUCAACCCAACUUAAAUGAUCACAACGAUGCCAUGUCUCCUUUUGAAAUACCUCAUGUUACAUCACACAACGCAACACUUUCGCCUGCCAUUCCACAGCUCGACCUAGAUUUCGAAAACCUAGACUCCACAAUUGACGAUAUCUCUUAUAUUGAUUUGCAUAAUGUAACACCACCGGCUGCAAAUGAAACUAAGUCCAAUGUCAAUUAUUACAAUCCUAUUCCCUCAACAUCUGGAAUAUUAUCUCCAGUCAAAACCCAUAUUGAAAAUAUUGAAAAAGUUACUGUGAAGGAUCUUCUUCCUUUGCCAAAAAAAUGCGAACAGAAAAAUAUAAAAGCGAUGCGGAAUCAACAUGUUACGGUAAUAAUAGGAACUCCGAAUAAAAUAGUCUUAUUUGAGAAAGAGCAAAAAAGUUAG